AACAGCUCUGACUGCUGGAAUUGAUUGUACUGAACAUUGUACCGAACAGGUAGCAUUAAAAGUUGAAGUUGUCCACAUUUAGGACGGCGUUUAUUUGAAUACCAUUUUCUUUUGAUACAUGUAUUUGAUUCUGUAAUGUACAGUUGAAACUCUUAGCCGAUCAAUUACUGGUUUUGUCGUUGUACCUAGGUCAAACUUCCAUUACUGAAAAUCGAAAAGUCAUUGAGGGUCACAUCGAUAAAAAGUGUAUUGUGUGUGUCGACGCGUUGUUUUUUUAUUGCUGAGUAAAUUCCAAAGUCCACUGAUUCCUUCAAUCAAAGACUGAACGCUACUUCACAUUGGUUGUUAAGUUUUGAUCAUUCUACUACAACUGGUUGCCUGUAUUGAUUUUAAAAAUAGUGUUGCUUCUGAAAUGAAUCGUGAUACCAUUUAUCAUUUGCAAGAAGGAAGUAAGGAAUCUACUUUCUGCUACGAUGAAUCGCUGCCUGCUCUUCCGUUGCCGAAACUGGAGGAUACUCUCAAACGGUACUUUGAAUCAUUGAAACCAUUCGGAACUGCUGAGGAACUUAAGCACACAGCGAAUAUUAUCGAAAAGUUCAAAAAUGGCAUUGGCGCCGAACUACAUCGUUGCCUUGAAGAGAAAUCCAAACACGAGAAGAACUGGGUUGACAAAUGGUGGGAGGAUUACGCCUAUCUAACCUUGCGCAUGCCACUGAUGCCGUAUUGUGUAAUGGCACAACCUUUGAUAUUCGAAGCCGUAGGACUUGACCCUAUUCCGGAGAAUUUUUUGAAAAGUGCUGCCAUAUGCUGUUCCAUCAAUAUGCGUUUCUGGAAACUGCUACGAACGGAAAAACUGCGCCCUAUUGUUAGCGUCGAUAAGAAGACGAAAUUUUCUUCAGAUCUUUAUAAACGAUUAUUCAAUACGGUACGAACACCGGGCCUAGAAAUGGAUAAAAUAGUAAGCUACUUCAAAACAGAGAAGGAAGGCCAUUGCCCUUCGCAUAUAUUGGUAAUCUACAAAGGAAGAAUGUUCAAAAUUGAAGGUCUUUUCGAAAAUGGUGAAAUUUUGGCGCCACAAGACUUCCUUUUAUGUUUCCAGCAAAUCCAAUAUCGUGUAGACAGUGAGAAUGUCAACGAUGCAGAUGUACCUGUAUUAACUAACGACGAUAGAACAUCAUGGGCUCGCAACAGAACUCACCUGCUGGAAUUGUCCGAGAACAAUCGAAACGUCAUGAAGGACGUAGAGAGUGCCAUUUCUUUAUUUUCAUUGGACACAAAUUGUCCCGACAACCAUUCAGAAGUGGCUGCCAUUACAUUAGCAGGCGAUUUACAUUCCAGGUGGGCGGAUAAAAGUUGUGCUACAGUGUGUUUCAAGAAUGGUAGAAUGGGUUGUAUUGGCGAGCACUCCUGCUACGAUGGAACGAUUUCCGUUUCAAUGAGCCUUUACGCUAUGCUCAGCGUAUUCGAAGAUGGCAUUCCAGAUUGGACAGUACCCCCGAGAAAAUUGGUUCAGCCCGUAGAACUAGUAUUUGAUUUGGAUGACCAAAUUCGAACAGAAAUUGUUCGAAUGAAAGACGUUUCUGAUAAAGUGCAAAACUGUGUUGCAGUUACCGUAGAUCAAUUCGUUGGGUAUGGAAAAGAGUACAUGAAAUCACAGAAAAUCCACCCGGAUUCCUGGAUCCAGACUGCUCUAUUGUUGGCUUAUUAUAGGCUUCAUGGAACCUUUGCUCCGACAUAUGAGACGGCAAUGAUGCGGCAGUACUAUAAAGGAAGGACCGAAACUUGUCGCUCAUGUAGCAUGGAUUCUGUGAAUUUUAUAAAAGCCAUGGAAAACCCACAUGAAAAAGCUAGUAAUAAAGCGAAGCUUUUCCGUACUGCCGCCAAUCGUCAGAUGGGGCUCAUGAAUGAAGCUAGAAAGGGGAAUGGUAUUGAUAGACAUCUUUUUGGACUGUGGUGUGUUGCUUACGAUCAAGGUCUUCCUGUACAUGAGCUGUACGAUGACCCAUUGUAUAGCAAAAGCGGCGGCGGUGGAAAUUUUAUCUUAUCCACGAGUACUUUGGGAUUCACAAUUAACUGCGGCUUUGUGGCUCCCAUGUGCAUGGAUGGCUACGGUUGCUUUUAUUCGAUGCUCAGUGACAAUAUAUGGUCCAUAAUCACCGCUUACAAAGAUUCGGAAGUCACAAGCUGUCACAAAAUGCGUGCUGCGCUCCAUCAGGUGUUGGAGGACAUCAGAAACGUCCUGGAUACGGAUGCUAAAGCCAAUCUUUAAACGAAAUAAAGUGAUUUUUCAUUCAGGGGCAUUGAACAAUUCCAGCGGUAUUAGGUAUUUUUUUUGUAUAGUAAAUAAAUCGGUGAAAUGCUUUUUAUCACUUUUUAAAAAUA
Aedes aegypti (yellow fever mosquito) is the source of this 2382-nucleotide messenger RNA. Its product is annotated as peroxisomal carnitine O-octanoyltransferase. Lineage: Eukaryota; Metazoa; Arthropoda; Insecta; Diptera; Culicidae. The record is from RefSeq and is a predicted model, not a curated record. Gene Ontology annotation, molecular function: carnitine O-octanoyltransferase activity. Gene Ontology annotation, cellular component: peroxisome. The coding region runs from base 413 to 2269 and encodes 618 amino acids. The transcript has 4 exons.